UAAUAAAUAAAUAAGAAUUAUUUUAAAAGGUUUUAUAUUAUUAUUUUUACAUUGAUGAGUAUAUAUAGUGUAAAGAAGGUAUAAAAUUUGAUUAUUAGUUUGAAAUAUAUCAAUACGAAUACAAUUUGAUUUAAAAAAAUGAAUUUGGUCAUCACUUUAGUCACAUUUUUAAUAUCUUUCUUGUAUGAAUCCUGUGGAUUAGAUAAACAAAGAGAAUGCUCUAUUUGUUUUAAUGAAUUUAAGGGCCUUGUUUUGAUAACUAAUUGUCAACACGUAUAUUGUUAUGGUUGUCUUAAAAAUUGGAGAAAAAGAAAUUCAAGUUGUCCUAAAUGCCGAGAGGAAAUUUAUAAACUAAGUGAUUUAUCUUUAAACAAAAUUUAUCAGUACACAAAACCGAUCGGUGCGGAAGACAUGAUCGAUUCAUGGAAAAAACCGAAAAUUCAUCCUGGUUUAACAAGAGAAGAGGAAUUGCUUUUAUUAAAAUUAUCAAUUAGCAGGCCUUCUCGUUAUAUUCACAUAUUUAAGGAAAUGGUAGCUCGUUAUUUAUUUCUUAUACCAAAUCACUAUGCCGACAAGCAGCUAUUAAUUGAUAUUGGUACUAUAAUUUAUAAUUUUAAUGAUAUACUUCCGGGACUUCAUCAAUGGACAAUAAAUGUAAAAACACCUCACGAAGAAGAUUUAGUUAGACGUUGUUCUUUUAGAAUGAAUUUAACUGAAACAGAAAGUACAAUUUUAAGAGAAUAUUAUCUCCGGCAUAAUCUUGAUCCCGAUGAACAAUUUGAAAUACGAAAAGAAUUCGUCAGGUCAAUAGACUUUGUUUAUGCACCUCGCAGUGGCCAGUAGGUUAGAAGAACACAACCUUUUAAAACUUAUACAAUUGUGUAUGUGUACAAUAUUCCAGUUUAGAUUAUUGAUGAUUUUUCUUAAUAAUAUUUGUAUUCUAAAAUUUUUUAAGUAAAAAAAUUACUAUCCAAUCAGUAUUUUUUGAGUGAUUCUGUUAUCAUGAACCACUUAUAUAAUCAAAAUAUAAUAAUAUUAUUAAAAAUUCUUUUUUUUUGUUCAUUGUAGUUACAUUUGAUUUUGAAAAUGAAUAAGCGAAAUUAAAAUCGAUGUAAUUGCACUAAAUAUAAA
This is a messenger RNA of Daktulosphaira vitifoliae (grape phylloxera), 1131 nucleotides long. RefSeq lists its product as uncharacterized. Gene Ontology annotation, molecular function: metal ion binding. NCBI's taxonomy places the organism in Eukaryota, Metazoa, Arthropoda, Insecta, Hemiptera, Phylloxeridae. The record is from RefSeq and is a predicted model, not a curated record. The transcript has 8 exons. The coding region runs from base 139 to 843 and encodes 234 amino acids.